GAUGUCUUUUUGACGAGGGACUGUGCUCGGUGCAGGAACGCUGUGUGACAGACGGACUGUUUGGGCAUUGCCAGGAUGCCUUGAUACCGAUCAGGAGCCAGUAUGAUGUGUCACCCAUUGUCUUGGACAGACUACAGGAGGUGCUGAGACAGCUACUGUUACAAGGGUUGUCAUGGCAAGAUGAUGUCACGCAGUAUGUGAUCGGCAUGGAGAUGGAAAAGGUGCCGCGAUUCUUGCCCGCGCAGCGCCGACUGUCCACGGCGAGAGCAGGCGAGAGGUUGGCGAUGCCCCCGGAGGCGGCACGGCGCCCCGUGGACAUCCCCCCGGACCAGUGGCCCGUCUCGGAGAUUCGCCGCUACCUGAAGCUGCUGCUGCCACUGGAUCGAGGCGCUGGCAGGGAUUACCCCGUCCCCUACCCCAACCCGCAGGGUGUGAGCGUGCUGGAGUUGAGAGGCAUGGGGGAGAGGAGCGUGCAGAGGAAGAAUGGCCUCCACAGUGUCAACGACCCAGACUAUCCCACUGACCACGGCAACCGCCACCGGCCCGUCGACGCGGACUGGACCCUAAACCACCGCGACGGGCCAAAGGCCACGGACGCUGAGCUCCACACACCUCGACCUCAAGCGGCUCCUGAGGCCACAGGUGGUCUUCGUCCGAAGAAGAAGGGCUCCGUGUUGGAGGGGAGCAACCAACGGCAGCCGGAGUCGGGAUCUCGGACGGCGGAGGACGUGUCUCCAGGGCCAGAGUCGGCGGUGGGCUCGGACGGGCGCAAGGAGGAGCGCGGUCGGGAGCCCGGUGUGGGCGCGGUGGACCGGGGCGAAGCGGUCCUACGCAAACGAGGGGAGGUUCUCCAUCCGGACCCAUCCCCGACCACCACCACCACCGGCUCCGGAAAGGAGGAGUACGCUUACAUCGUCACCAGCAAGAGUGUGAUUGGACCAGCGUUGACCUUUCGACUGAGGCACAACGACCACAACGUGACAGUGGAUGAUGUGGCCACCAAGGCAGAUGCCGACAAGUCUGGUUUGGAAGCGGAGACUGGUUUGAAGAUUGUGCAGGCUGGUGUCGGGGAGAGGAACGCCUUCCACCGGCAGCCAAAGCCAGCUGGGCACGGUGGAGCCUUCCGCUUCCUGCUGCUCACCUUCAUCGCGGUGGCCGGCAUGGCGGGGAUUCUGGUGGCCGGAGCGGUCAUCUACUGCCUGAGGCAGAGCGCCAAGCGGCGGCACAAGGAGAAGCUGGCCGGGAUAGGAGCCGAGGGAACGGCCGAAACCUCCCUCGAAUACCAGGAGCUGUGCAGGCAACACAUGGCGACCAAGUCGUACGCGCGGACGGACACGGUGGACACGUCGCGGGUGACCAGCGUCUCCUCCCAGUUCAGCGACGCCCCGCAGGCCAGCCCCAGCUCCCACAGCAGCACCCCCUCCUGGUGCGAGGAGCCGGUGCAAUCCAACAUGGACAUCUCCACGGGACACAUGAUCCUGACGUACAUGGAAGACCACCUGAAGAUCAAGGACCGGCUUCACAAGGAGUGGGAGGCUCUGUGUGCGUACCAGGCUGAGCCCAACGCCUGCACCGUGGCGCAGACCGAGGCCAACGCCAAGAAAUGCCGCAACCCGGCCUUCGUGCCCUAUGACCAUAACCGGGUGGUUCUGAAGGCGGAGAUGAAUCCCUCGAGAACGGACUUCAUCAACGCCAGCCCCAUCGUAAGUGUCGACAAUGGGUUGGGCGCGUGAACAGGUUUGGGUCGGAGUUGCCGCCAGUCUGGGUCGGUCUCUGUAGCCCCAACAAGGAGAGUCUUGUCUUUCAGGACAACACCUCAUAGAUUCACCAGAUCCAGUCAAGGGCUUAGAAACAUAGAAACAUAGAAACAUAGAAACUAGGUGCAGGAGGAGGCCAUUCGGCCCUUCGAGCCAGCACUGCCAUUCAUCGUCCCCUAUCAAUAACCCGUGCCUGCCUUCUCCCCAUAUCCCUUGACUCCACUGGCCCCUAGAGCUCUAUCUAACUCUCUCUUAAAUCCAUCCAUUGACUUGGCCUCCACUGCCCUCUGUGGCAGGGAAUUCCACAAAUUCACAACUCUCUGGGUGAAAAAGUUUUUUCUCACCUCAGUCUUAAAUGACCUCCCCUUUAUUCUAGGACUGUGGCCCCUGGUUCUGGACUCGCCCAACAUUGGGAACAUUUUUCAUGCAUCUAGCUUGUCCAGUCCUUUUAUAAUUGUAUAUGUUUCUAUAAGAUCCCCCCUCAUCCUUC
Molecule: messenger RNA, 2247 nt
Organism: Leucoraja erinaceus (little skate)
Lineage: Eukaryota; Metazoa; Chordata; Chondrichthyes; Rajiformes; Rajidae
Product: receptor-type tyrosine-protein phosphatase-like N
Exons: 13
Biological process (GO): protein dephosphorylation
Cellular component (GO): secretory granule
Molecular function (GO): protein tyrosine phosphatase activity
Source: RefSeq, a predicted model, not a curated record